Pristis pectinata (smalltooth sawfish) is the source of this 6199-nucleotide messenger RNA. Its product is annotated as extracellular sulfatase Sulf-2-like. The record is from RefSeq and is a predicted model, not a curated record. NCBI's taxonomy places the organism in Eukaryota, Metazoa, Chordata, Chondrichthyes, Rhinopristiformes, Pristidae. The transcript has 23 exons. The coding region runs from base 517 to 3144 and encodes 875 amino acids. Gene Ontology annotation, molecular function: glycosaminoglycan binding; N-acetylglucosamine-6-sulfatase activity; calcium ion binding. Gene Ontology annotation, cellular component: endoplasmic reticulum; cell surface; plasma membrane.
UCUAAGCUCCGCCUCUGCUUCUUGGAAACACCCAGCCUGCAGCUUUCACACUGGGUGCAAACAGAGUACAGUGACUAAUCCAGGCGUGUUUCAACAGAUGGUUAGAUCUGGCCUAAUUCAGUCAUCGCAGUUGAAUGAGGUUGAGAGGAGAAGCCAUUGAGAUCCCUUUUCGGAGCUGUGUGGUCUCAGAGCUUGCUGGCAUUGUUAAGGGGUCCCUUUCUGAGCAGCCCUGUGUCCCAGAAAUGAGAGAAGACUGACUGAUAAAGGUGGACACGUACCUUCCAUGCCAAAUGACCUUACAGGAAGCGAGCAGAUUAGCAACACCAGUACUGCCCGAUCCCCUCUCAAGGUUCAAAAUAUAGAAGGUAAAGAACCAGCUGAAGAAGUUGAAAAUCCAAAGAUUGCAGAUGCCAGAAGUCUGAAAUAAUAAAGGAAAAUGCCGUACAGGUUCAGCAGGACAGAAAGUAGAUAAAGGAAAGACUUACUAGAAGGUCACAAGAACUCAAGCAAGACAAAAUGUCACAGUCAAGGCUUGCCCUUGGAUUGAUUGUGCUAGGUGUCACAGUUUUUAUGAGUCCUGGUUCGGCUCUCCUUUCUCAACGAUUGAAAGGUCGCUUUCAGCGAGACCGCAGGAAUAUCAGACCAAAUAUCAUCCUCAUUUACACAGAUGAUCAGGAUGUGGAACUUGGAUCUUUGGAAGUGAUGAACAAGACGAGACGGAUCAUGGAACAAGGAGGAGCUCAUUUUACAAAUGCUUUUGUGACAACACCCAUGUGCUGCCCUUCAAGAUCUUCCAUGUUGACGGGGAAAUAUGUCCAUAAUCACAACACUUACACAAACAAUGAGAACUGUUCCUCCUCCUCCUGGCAGUCUACACACGAACAGCGUACAUUUGCCGUGUAUCUGAACAGCACUGGUUAUAGGACAGCAUUCUUUGGAAAGUAUCUGAAUGAGUACAAUGGCAGCUACAUUCCACCUGGUUGGCGUGAGUGGGUUGGAUUAAUAAAGAACUCUCGGUUCUACAAUUAUACACUUAAUAGAAAUGGUGUAAAGGAAAAGCACGGAUUUGACUAUUCAAAGGAUUAUCUAACAGACUUGAUGACAAACGACAGCAUCAAUUACUUUAAAUUAUCCAAGAAGAUUUAUCCACAUAGGCCAGUUAUGCUGCUGAUCAGUCACGCAGCACCGCAUGGACCCGAGGACUCAGCUCCACAAUUCUCCAACCUCUUUCCAAAUGCUUCCCAGCAUAUCACCCCCAGCUAUAAUUAUGCUCCCAAUCCAGACAAGCAUUGGAUCAUGAGGUACACUGGCCCAAUGAAACCCAUUCACAUGGAGUUCACUAACAUGCUACAGAGGAAGAGACUGCAGACCUUGAUGUCUGUGGAUGAAUCAAUUGAAAAGCUCUAUAAUAUGCUUGUUGAAUUGGGUGAAGUAGACAACACCUACAUCAUUUACACAGCAGACCAUGGCUAUCACAUUGGACAGUUUGGCCUCGUGAAAGGAAAAUCCAUGCCGUAUGAGUUUGACAUUCGAGUGCCAUUUUUUAUGCGGGGACCAAAUGUGGAGCCAGGAUCAAUCAUUCCUCAACUCGUUUUAAACAUAGACCUUGCACCAACAAUUUUAGACAUUGCAGGCCUGGAUAUUCCAGCUGACAUGGAUGGCAAAUCCAUUCUGAAACUGCUGGACACUGAGAAACCUGUCAACAGGUUCAAUUCAAACAAGAAAACCAAGGUUUGGCGGGAUUCAUUUCUUGUGGAAAGAGGUAAACUACUCCACAAAAGAGACGAAACUAAAAACACUCAAGAAGAAAAUUUCCUACCCAAAUAUGAAAGAGUAAAAGAUCUUUGCCAGAAGGCAGAAUACCAGACACCUUGUGAGCAACUUGGUCAGAAAUGGCAGUGUGUAGAGGAUGUCACAGGAAAGCUUCGACUUCAUAAGUGCAAAAGAGUAGCUGUCGCUGCAACCACUGACAAGAAGGGAUCUGGCCGAUUCCAGUCCAAGUACUUUGACGCCGAUGGACGAGACUGCGAUUGUGAGCAAAACGGGUACAAAAUGAGCCCAGCUGUGCGACAGAAACAGAAACUUUUCUCCAAGCGAAAAUUUAAGCAAAGCUACAUACGAAAUAGGUCAAUCCGAUCAGUAUCCAUUGAACUUGAGGGAGAAGUUUAUGAUCUGGAUCUAGAUGAGGGAUUUGACCCAGUUGUGCCAAAGAACAUCACAAAGCGACAUGACGUGGCAGAUGAGGAAGAAGAGAACAUGGGUGAAAGCAGUGGCACUGGCAAUAGUAAUGAAUUAAUUGUACCUACUUCAAUUAAAGUUACACAUAAGUGCUUCAUAUUGGCCAAUGACACUGUUCAUUGUGAUGGCGAUCUGUACAAAUCACUUCAAGCAUGGAAGGAUCACAAAUUGCACAUCGACCAUGAGAUUGAAACCCUCCAAACCAAAAUAAAGAACUUACGAGAGGUCAGGGGUCACUUGAAAAAAAAGAGACCUGAAGAAUGUGACUGUUCAAGGAUGAGUUUUCCCUCUAAGCAUAAGGGAAUGAAAGGAAAGCUCAAGCACAAAGGAUCUAAUCAUCCCUUCAAGAAAGGAAGCCAGGAAAAAAGUGAGAAUGCCUGGAUGUUUAAGGAUGAAAGAAAAAGAAAGAAGAUACGAAAAAUGCUGAAGAGGCUGAGAAAUAAUGACACGUGCAGUAUGCCUGGCCUCACCUGUUUCACACAUGACAACCAGCAUUGGCAGUCACCCCCAUAUUGGACAUUGGGACCUUUCUGUGCAUGUACCAGUGCAAAUAACAACACUUACUGGUGUUUGAGGACAUUCAAUGAGACCCACAAUUUCCUGUUCUGUGAGUUUGCUACUGGUUUCCUGGAGUAUUUUGAUCUCAACACAGACCCUUACCAGCUGAUGAAUGCAGUGAACACAUUAGAUAGAGAUGUCUUGAACCAGCUGCAUGUGCAGCUAAUGGAAUUACGAACCUGUCGUGGUUUUAAGAAGUGUAACCCACGGACCAGGAAUAUGGACACAGGAGAAAAAGAUGAAGAAAAGUUUGAUCAAUACAGGCAAUAUCAGCGUCGGAAAUGGCCUAAAACGAAGAGACCAAACUCCAAGUCCCUAGGACAACUCUGGGAAGGAUGGGAAGGUUAGACUCCUGGACAAUGAUGACUUCAUCAGCAACAUCAACUGGUGACAACUUGAAAGACUGUACGUACAGGAUGGUUAUCCUGUAUGAUUGUGGACCGAAUUUCAUUUUUAGCCUUGAAGAUUGGAUAAACUAUGGGGCUGAUGUAGAUAGAAUGUUUGCACUGUUGGGGAAUUUUAAUAAAAACAAACUCUCAAGAGUCAAUUAUGUAAAUGAGCGUGGAGAGCCUCUUCCACUGGUUAUUAGCCUAUUUGCUCAAAGCAUUUCAUCAUAUGUUCACAAGCCAUCAUUUCAGAUACCAUACUCUUGAAAUACAGUAAACAAGUGAUUCUACAGUCGUGGAGGAGAGAGGCGAUUUAUUUUUUAUGGAACACUGGAAUUAUAGGAUACUUCCAUUACCAGUGCAAGUUGUAAUUUGUUGAUAAUGAAAUCAUGCAAGUUUCAGCCACUGCCAAUGGGUCUUAAAAAAAAUAGGUUAAUAACAAUUCAGGAGCAAAAAUCAGUGUCAAUGCAGGAAACAUAUAUGAAAAUGAAUUUUACAGUAUGAGGUGAAACAACUGAAGAAGAUCUUAUAGAAUGUGAGUUGGUUUGAACUGAAAGGAAGUGAUUUAAGCAAUGAUUUUAGCAAUUACCAGCAUAAUUCUGAGAAUUCUGCUUUGUUGCCAUGAUUGCAUGUUCAUUGAGUUUCAGCCCACUAUUUCUAUACACCUUUGAAAUACGUACGAUUAAGGAAGAGCAGCUUCUGUACAAUAAGUAAAGUUAUAUCUUGUAAAUAUUUACUGCAUUUAUAUCCAGCAAUGAAGUUCAUUCAAGUCGUUUAGAAUUUAAGUAAUACAAAUUGGAAUUUCCAGUUACGUGUAAUGUCAGGAAUUCAAUUAUAAUUGAAAAAUUGCUGUUUGAUAUAUCUACUUGUUAUUAAAUUUUAAAAUCUUGUUUCAUGUUGAAUUGUUAAGUUUCAUAAAUUCAGCUGCCUUGAUUUGGUUGAAUUUUGACUUUACAUUACUGAUGAAAUCAAAAUCUGGGAUUUUUUUUAAAAAAGGAAGGGGUUGAAAUUUGUACUUGGUCUCUGGCACUGAAUGCACAAUAUGGUUGCAACUGUGUGUUGUAUUACACAUCCAGAUUAGUUUCCAUUGGCUAUGAUGGAUUUCUAGCCUAAUGUUUUCAUUUAAAUAUGAAUAAUAAUGAAUCAUUUGCUAUGAAAUAAACCAUACACUAAGUAAUUUAACACAUGCUUGAUGUAUACAGAUUAAUCUAAUUUAGAAUAAAAAUUGGAUCAGUUAGAGAUUCCAAUCAUUCAGAACAUGGAAUGCCAGAUGAUCUAUAACUAGACAAAAAUAUGUGCAUAGAAAUAUACCUCCAGUCACCACGUUGCAUCCUAUCAGCAAUGUUGUCUACUCUGCCUCCAUAAUUCAGCUCUGAGGCAGAAUGGAAGACACUGCUACCACAAUAACAGCACAUUUACUGAUAGUGACCAGAGAUUAAUUUAUAGAUAACAAUCUAAAGAUGGAUAAAAUUAAUUAUGAUCUAGCAGACUAGGAUAAGUGAAAAUUUACAUUUAAAAAUGUUCUAAAUUGAAGCACAAAACAAAGCUGAUGUGUUUUACAAUUUGCCUACUUUUUCAAAUGAAAAUGUAUAAUUCUUUUCAAAGAACAUUUCUGAUACACACAAAGAGAAUUAUUAAACCAGUGAGUUAAUCAUUCCAGAAUGUAAAUAGUUACUUUUUUUAACUGUGUAUCUUGUUGGUAGAAUUGCAUUAAUUGCAACAUUGUUUAUAAAAUCAUUUGUCAUUGAAGUAUGUUACUUUUGGAAUAUAUAUAAAUGAAUGGUUGGUUCAAAAUCUAAUGAGUCAAUUGAAUAAUCCCUGCUCCAAACUGAAACACCUCCUUUGAAAUGAACAAGCAUCAAUGAAAAAGUCACCAUACUAAAUCUCUCUAACCCACAGUGCCUUUGUGUGCUGGUCCCUACAGGAACAGGAAUUAUUGCGAAAUUUACUCUAGCGUAUUCUGUAAACAUUUGCCAUUUAUAGACAAUAUGAUUUUGGGGCAACAUUGUUGUAUAAGAUGCAGUUGUAUAAACAAAUUGUUGUUAUUACAAGUGUUUGUCUGAGCUUGCGUGUUAAUGAUAUUUUAAUUCUUUCAGGUAUUUCAAACAAGAAUGGAAUAUCUGAUUUUGUAAUUGUAACUUUCUCACGUUAGUGUUGAAACAGUCUAUCACCUUAGCACUGAUGAAUCAACCUCUACUACAGACAUCAGUUACAAGACUAAAGACCUUUUUAAAAAUACUAUUAAAAUUUUACUGUGAUGUGUUAAAUAAGUGUCUGUCUAUAGCCUUUAUCAACAAGCCUAAAACCUUACUGAUUUUUUUUAAAAACAGUAUUGUGGCACAUUCUAUUUGCCCAGUCAGUGAAAUCAAACAGUAUUUAGCACAAUUAUGAGUAAGGAUAAGUUUCAGCGUCAAUUUGAAGAACAAAGCUAUUUUAUUAAUAUUCCCCUCCUCUGUUCAAUGUCCUUUUUGAAAUUAGCAUCUGAAUGCUAACCAUGUUAACCAUAUUCUAUGCAUCUUAUCUAUCUUUGAAAAUUGAUUUCCUGUGCAGUUAUCAUGCUAAUUAAAUUUCUUAAAGUAGAUUUAGAAGAAUGUAGAGAGUGACAGAAAACAUUCAGUACAUACCAUUCUAGAUGUAAUUGCAUCACUUUUCAUUAAAUCAGAAAGUAAUAUUUCUGCAGUACUUGAAGUUACAGAUGGAAAUAUUGCCUAUUAAACUCAAAUAGACAAAACCCUAUUUUAAGUUACAAAAUGAAGGAAAUGCUGGCACAUGACUUUGAAUAUCUGAUGUGCACCAUUGUCUACAUGUAGUGCCACUUAUACAUAGCAACUCUGAACACCAUUGAAUGAUAGAAAAUUUCAACUCCCAGGAUGGGUGUCCCAGAAAUAUGUUUGCAAAGUAGGCACUGCCAAAUAAGGCAAAUGCAAAGAAGUUAUGUGAAAAUUUGAAUUUACAGAAUGGACAUCAUUUACCACGUUUUAAUGAGAACUAAGAUUAUUUUCCAAGAAAUGCAAAGA